UCAUCUUCUUUCCUCCUUGCCAUCUAUCUUAACACCGCCUGCCAUUCCCGUCGUCCGCAGACGUUACCUUUUCGUCGAACCUGCCUCUCACUCAUUUCGAGGCUUCUUACCGGGUAUCCAUCGUUUGUAAUAAACGCGCUUCCGCUUCGCGUCACCACCCAAGUGCCCUUUCUGCACGACACGGAAUUCCCGGACGCUCGUGCUCCUUUCGCCAGACUCAUUUACGACACAUCCACGACAUCAUGAAGUCUGCCAUUGCAUUUGUCGCGGCUUCGGCUGCGAUGGCUAACGCUGUUGUAUUGGAGGCCAGAGCCUCCUCUGGGAGCGUGCCUCCAGUUACCGUGAAGGGCAAUGCAUUCUUCGCCGGCGACAAGCGAUUCUACAUCCGUGGUAUCGACUACCAGCCCGGUGGAUCCUCAAAGGCAGUGGACCCAAUUGCAGACUCUGCAACUUGCCAGAGAGACAUCGCAGAGUUCAAGAAGUUGGGAAUCAACACAGUCCGCGUGUAUACCGUGGACAACACUGCAAAUCACGACACAUGCAUGUCUGCGUUGGCAGAUGCUGGCAUCUACCUCGCAUUGGACGUCAACUCUCCGAAGUACUCCCUCAACAGAGCCAACCCAGCUCCGUCAUACAACGACGUCUACCUCCAAAGCUUGUUCGCAACGAUCGAUGCUUUCGCAAAAUACGACAACACUCUUCUAUUCUUCUCUGGAAAUGAAGUCAUCAACUCUGAUAACACGACUGCCUGUGCACCAUAUAUCAAGGCCGUCACCCGUGACAUGAAGCAAUACAUUGGCAGCAUGGGCUACCGUGCUAUUCCAGUCGGAUACUCCGCAGCUGAUGUUGAGAGCAACCGAUUCGAGAUGGCUUCAUACAUGAAUUGCGGUACCAAUGACCAGCGCUCUGACUUCUUUGCAUUCAACGACUACUCAUGGUGCGACCCAUCUUCGUACCAGCAAUCCGGGUGGGACCAAAAGGUCAAGCAAUAUGCUGACUACAGCAUUCCUCUCUUCCUUUCUGAGUACGGUUGCAUCACCAACAAGCGUCAGUUCCAGGAAGUCGCAUCCCUCUAUGGCCAACAAAUGACCCCUGUGUACUCUGGUGGUCUCGUCUACGAGUACUCCGAGGAAGGCAACGGUUACGGUCUUGUCAAGAUUUCCGGAUCCUCUGUCUCGGAGACCGAGGACUUCUCUGCUCUCCAGUCCGCUCUUAAGAAGACCCCUGCACCAAGCGGCGACGGUGGCUACAAGCAGAAUGGACAAGCUAGCAAGUGCCCAACCAAGAGCAGCACUUGGGAGGUCGAGGACUUCUCCGGCGAGCAGCUUCCAGCCAUCCCAGAAGGCGCUGUUAAGUACAUGAAGUCUGGAGCUGGUAAGGGUCCAGGUCUUACUGGAGCUGGUUCCCAGAAUGCCGGCGGUGCUUCAACUUCAACCGCUACACCAGGCAGCGGCUCCGUUACCGCUGUUGCUACGAGCCACGCAACUGCCUCUAAAGGUGCUGCCAACGCUGUUACUAUGGGGCCAAUUGGAUUCGCUCCAUUCAUCUGCACUGGAUUUGUGCUGUUCUUCACUCUCGCAGGCGCGGCUCUCAUCUAGUAGAUGAAUGUGAAGCACCACAUCUGCUUUUGUGUAGACAUAAUUGGCACAUGGAAUGGUUGGCCUGGGCUCUCAGCAGGCAUGGCCUGCCACGAAUACAUAUGGCGCGGAGAGCUAUCAUCUUUUGGACGGCUUCAGUUAUUGAGUAUCAGAGUGUUGGAUCUACAAUAUUUCGAAACGCAUUGAUCAAAACGGGUCCCGUUCCAUUUCUUUCCUUCACCGCUUUCUCGUGACCGACCUGGCUUUCAUACAGCCAACGGUUUUGCCUCGUCAGGCAGGCACAGGACUGAACCUCACUUCAGUAGCUCAUGUUCGAAAGCUGCCUUCACUUCAGUUCGCGCAUAUUGAAAUUCUUCGCUAUUCGC
Messenger RNA from Pseudocercospora fijiensis CIRAD86, 1963 nucleotides. Its product is annotated as glycoside hydrolase family 72 protein. Gene Ontology annotation, cellular component: fungal-type cell wall; cytoplasm. The record is from RefSeq and is a predicted model, not a curated record. The transcript has 3 exons. The coding region runs from base 243 to 1598 and encodes 451 amino acids. Gene Ontology annotation, biological process: fungal-type cell wall (1->3)-beta-D-glucan biosynthetic process. Gene Ontology annotation, molecular function: 1,3-beta-glucanosyltransferase activity. NCBI's taxonomy places the organism in Eukaryota, Fungi, Ascomycota, Dothideomycetes, Mycosphaerellales, Mycosphaerellaceae.